AUGAAUCUCCAAGACGGCAUUGAUCGUACACUGUCUUUGAUCAUGCCUGGUAUCGAGGACCAUAGGAGGCAAUGCAACUUUGAAGGGCUCAGGCAACAACCAUUCGUACUCGGUCUGACUGGACUCCAAGGAAGUGGUAAAUCAACUUGGGCUGAGGGCAUCGUGCAUCUUCUGCGCGAUAGACACAAGCUGAAUUCCGUCGCUAUAUCGCUGGAUGAUUUGUACAAGACGCACGAUGACCUCUUGGGGGUGCGAGAACGGGACUCAGACAACAAACUGUUGCAGACUCGAGGUCAGCCCGGUACGCAUGAUAUACAGCUUUCUCAAGGCUUCUUUGACGCGAUACGAACUGCUGAAGAUGGCGAAGAGCUGUGCAUUCCUUCAUUUGACAAGAGUCGCUACGCAGGGGCAGGCGACCGUGCGCCACUCCAUACCUGGAAGUCUGUGACUGGUUCAGUCGACGUAAUUGUUUUCGAAGGCUGGUGUCUCGGCUUCUCGCCAUUGUCGUUACCGCAACUGAGGGAGAAACAUCAGUACGCACAAGAACGACAAUCCAAGCAAGACGUCAAUGCACAAAUGUCGACAUCAACGCUUGCAGACCAUGCUCUCUGUCAUCUCGAACGAGUGAACGAGAGCCUUCGUGGCUACUGUGAGGCGUUCACCGGGCCCCAGCAGUUUCAAGCGCUUGUCCAUAUCGAUACAAACGAUCUGGUGAAUGUUUACGAGUGGAGGUGGCAACAAGAGCAGGCCUUGUGGGACAAAACAGGUUGCGGAAUGACCAAAGAGCAAGUUUAUGCAUUCGUCAGAGGUUACAUGCCAGCUUAUGAGAUGUAUCUCGAGCAUCUCAGGGACGGUUUCUUCCCGAAAUUUGAAGAUGGUCAACAGGAUCGUUGCGAGAUUAAGAUCAAGACUCAAAUCAGAGUCCUGUUAGAUAGGCAGCGGAUCGUGCAAAGUAUCGAGGCAGUAUCUUAG
Molecule: messenger RNA, 972 nt
Organism: Aureobasidium subglaciale EXF-2481
Lineage: Eukaryota; Fungi; Ascomycota; Dothideomycetes; Dothideales; Saccotheciaceae
Exons: 1
Coding region: 1-972 (323 amino acids)
Cellular component (GO): cytoplasm
Source: RefSeq, a predicted model, not a curated record